This is a messenger RNA of Drosophila sechellia, 2084 nucleotides long. It is a transcript of the gene Cyp6g2, whose product is annotated as Cytochrome P450 6g2. The transcript has 2 exons. The coding region runs from base 15 to 1574 and encodes 519 amino acids. NCBI's taxonomy places the organism in Eukaryota, Metazoa, Arthropoda, Insecta, Diptera, Drosophilidae. Gene Ontology annotation, molecular function: oxidoreductase activity, acting on paired donors, with incorporation or reduction of molecular oxygen; heme binding; monooxygenase activity. The record is from RefSeq and is a predicted model, not a curated record. Gene Ontology annotation, biological process: response to DDT; insecticide catabolic process.
UUGGUGGCGUUAGCAUGGAACUGGUACUGUUGAUCCUCGUGGGAUCCCUAAUAGGGAUUGCCUUUCUGGCGCUGCAGCAGCAUUACUCCUAUUGGCGGCGAAUGGAAGUACGUGAAAUCAGCCCCAAAUGGAUAGUGGGCAACCUGAUGGGACUGCUCAACAUGCGGAUGAGUCCCGCGGAAUUUAUAUGCCAAUUGUAUAAUCAUCCCGAUGCGGAAAAAGAACCCUUCGUGGGCAUCCAUGUGUUCCACAAGCCGGCGCUGCUUUUGAGAGACCCCGAAAUGGUGAGGAAUAUCCUGGUCAAGGACUUCGCUGGAUUCUCCAACCGGUACUCGAACUCCGACCCCAAGGGCGAUCCCUUGGGAUCCCAGAACAUAUUCUUCCUGAAGAAUCCCGCCUGGAAAGAGGUGCGUUUGAAGCUAUCGCCCUUCUUCACCGGCAAUCGACUGAAGCAGAUGUUUCCCCUGAUCGAGGAGGUGGGCGCCAGCUUGGAUGCCCAUCUCCGCCAGCAGCCGCUGCACAACGAGCGGAUGCGCUGCUUCGACUUGGAGGCCAAGGAGCUGUGUGCUCUCUACACCACGGAUGUGAUAGCCACAGUGGCGUACGGAGUGAGUGCCAACAGUUUCACGGAUCCGAAGUGCGAGUUCCGCCGCCAUGGACGAUCUGUGUUCGAGUUCAACCUGCGGCGUGCGGCGGAGAUCACACUGGUGUUUUUCCUGCCCCACCUGGUUCCGUUACUUAGGUUCAAGGUGGUGCCGGCUGAGGCCACUCUUUUCCUUCGCAAGACCAUCAACUAUGUGAUGUCGGAGCGAGAGAAAUCCGGACAGAAACGCAACGAUCUCAUCGACAUUCUCAUUGAGUUCCGUAGGAGCACGCAGAUGGCGAAGGAAUCGGGGAUCAAGGAUCAAUUUCUGUUCGAGGGCGACAUCCUGGUUGCCCAGGCUGUACUCUUCUUCACCGCCGGCUUUGAGUCCUCCUCCUCGACCAUGGCAUUCGCGAUGUACGAGUUGGCCAAAGAUGCGGACGUACAGCAGCGCCUGCGCGACGAGAUCAAAGACGCACUGGUCGAAAGUGGGGGUCAGGUGACGCUAAAGAUGAUCGAGUCACUAGAAUUCAUGCAUAUGAUUCUGCUGGAGGUGCUGCGCAUGUAUCCGCCACUCCCGUUUUUGGAUCGCGAGUGCACUUCUGGGAAGGAUUACUCGCUGGCGCCGUUCCACAACAAGUUCGUGGUGCCCAAGGGCAUGCCCGUUUACAUACCCUGCUAUGCCCUGCACAUGGAUCCCCAGUACUUUCCUCAACCGCGAAAAUUCCUGCCUGAAAGAUUCUCCCCCGAGAAUCGCAAGCUCCACACGCCCUACACCUACAUGCCCUUCGGCCUGGGUCCGCAUGGCUGCAUCGGCGAACGUUUUGGUUAUCUCCAGGCGAAGGUGGGUCUGGCUUACCUGCUGCGCAACCACAUGAUAACCACCUCGGAGCGCACACCCCAUCGCAUGCAGCUGGACCCCAAGGCCAUCAUUACCCAAGCCAAGGGCGGCAUUCAAAUUAGACUGGUUCGCGAUCCUUUGGGCGUCUAACUCACCUGGAUAUGGGAUAUGGGAUAAUCUGGAUACUUCUUUCCUGGGUGGGGAGCCUAUGGAGCCAACAACAACUGAAUGGAAACUAAGCACCGGAGUCGCGUGUUUGGGGGUUAAAAAUUGAGCUGGUGUCGCAUCUUAAAGGCAAUUUGAUUGGCAAAUUGCGUGUUCCAUCGCCGGCGAAUAUACACAUAUAAUACAUCUUUAGAUCCAAACUCAUCUGUAUAGACUCUACUUAUUCCCCAGAUGGGAGCUAUUGGUUUAUUGUUACAUUUUGGAGAUGCCUUUGCACUGGAUUUAUAAUCGUGAAGAUUGCAUUUAUUGCAUUUAUUUAUUGGUGGCGCAAUUGAGUAGCUAGCUGCUCAGCACGCAGAUUAAAUGUAAUUAGAUAAUGAUUUUGUUUUUAUUUAGUAGACUAGGCUGCGCUGCUGACACACGGAUUAUUGUAUAAUGUGCAUCAUAACUCAGGCGAAUGCCAGCUGUCAGAAGGCGAUUACCCCAUCCAACUAA